Molecule: messenger RNA, 4307 nt
Organism: Anopheles cruzii
Lineage: Eukaryota; Metazoa; Arthropoda; Insecta; Diptera; Culicidae
Gene: sxc
Product: UDP-N-acetylglucosamine--peptide N-acetylglucosaminyltransferase 110 kDa subunit
Exons: 8
Coding region: 114-3452 (1112 amino acids)
Biological process (GO): protein O-linked glycosylation
Molecular function (GO): protein binding; protein N-acetylglucosaminyltransferase activity
Source: RefSeq, a predicted model, not a curated record
CAAGAUCCGCUACCUUUUUGGUUACAGAGAGUCUCACCUUGUCGCCGUGGCCUUCUUAAUGUGAAAGAGUAUCAUCAUAUAGCAUUCAUCGCACGCAUUCUCUGUGAGGAACCAUGUCCUCUGUAGACAAUGUCGAAAACGGUGUAGGAAAAUUGCAUUCAUAUCAGGUUUACUACAUAAUCACCAACAACAACGAGGCUGACUUGGAUCAGGAGAACAAUUUGCAAACGAUUCCGACGGCCGUCGACAGUGAGCUUACGAGAAAACGACGGAAAGUAGAGGCAAUAAAAAUGCAAGGACAAGUUCCGGUCACGCAGCAAGUUCAAGGUGGUUCCCCGCAGGGCUCCGUGGCUGCCCAGCAACAACAACAGAAUAAUAUUUCCGUGAAGAUGGACCCAACGAAUCAGCUGUCUUCCGCAGGUUUACUGGAGCUUGCACAUCGAGAGUACCAAGCAGUGGAUUAUGAAAACGCUGAAAGGCAUUGCAUGCAGCUGUGGCGGCAAGAGAGCAACAACACUGGCGUACUUUUGUUGCUAUCAUCAAUUCACUUCCAAUGCCGUCGAUUGGACAAAUCGGCUCAGUUUUCUACCUUGGCGAUCAAGCAAAACCCAUUGCUUGCCGAGGCGUACAGCAAUCUGGGAAAUGUUUAUAAAGAACGCGGACAGCUGCAGGAAGCUCUAGAGAAUUACCGUCAUGCCGUGCGUCUGAAGCCCGAUUUCAUCGACGGGUACAUCAACCUGGCAGCCGCACUGGUUGCAGCCCGUGACAUGGAACAGGCAGUUCAAGCGUACGUUACCGCUUUGCAAUAUAAUCCGGAUCUGUACUGCGUUAGAAGUGAUUUGGGCAAUCUACUGAAAGCUCUUGGUCGGCUCGACGAAGCAAAGGCAUGCUAUCUGAAAGCCAUCGAGACCCGACCUGACUUUGCGGUUGCAUGGAGCAAUCUGGGCUGCGUGUUCAAUGCACAGGGCGAAAUAUGGUUGGCGAUACAUCACUUCGAGAAGGCGGUCGCCCUCGAUCCGAACUUUCUCGAUGCUUACAUCAACCUGGGCAACGUGCUGAAGGAAGCCCGGAUCUUCGACAGGGCCGUAGCUGCUUACCUUCGGGCGCUGAACCUGUCGCCAAACAAUGCGGUCGUCCACGGAAAUCUGGCGUGCGUUUACUACGAGCAAGGGUUGAUCGAUUUGGCCAUCGAUACGUACCGCCGCGCGAUCGAUUUGCAGCCCAACUUCCCGGACGCUUACUGCAAUCUAGCGAACGCACUGAAGGAGAAGGGCCAGGUGAAGGAAGCGGAGGAGUGCUACAACAUUGCCCUGCGUCUGUGCCCCAACCAUGCCGAUUCGCUCAACAACUUGGCCAACAUUAAGCGCGAGCAGGGCUACAUCGAGGAAGCGACGCGUCUCUAUCUCAAGGCGCUCGAAGUGUUUCCCGAGUUUGCGGCGGCCCAUUCGAACCUGGCGUCGGUGCUACAGCAGCAGGGCAAGCUCAAUGAAGCGCUGCUGCACUACAAAGAAGCGAUCCGCAUUCAGCCCACCUUUGCCGACGCGUACUCUAACAUGGGCAACACACUGAAGGAAAUGCAAGAUGUGGCCGGCGCACUGCAGUGCUACACGCGCGCCAUCCAGAUUAACCCGGCUUUUGCCGACGCGCACAGCAAUUUGGCCAGCAUACACAAGGACUCGGGCAACAUCCCGGAGGCGAUUCAGUCGUACCGGACCGCGCUCAAGCUGAAGCCGGAUUUUCCGGACGCGUACUGCAAUCUGGCGCACUGUCUGCAAAUCGUGUGCGAUUGGACCGACUACGAGGUGCGCAUGAAGAAGCUGGUGGCCAUAGUGGCCGAUCAGCUGGACAAGAACCGUUUGCCAUCGGUGCACCCGCAUCACUCGAUGCUGUAUCCGCUGUCGCACGAGUUCCGCAAGACGAUUGCGGCGCGCCAUGCCAAUCUCUGUCUGGAGAAGAUCAACGUGCUGCACAAGCCACCGUACAAGUUUGGGCGCGAGCUGAACGGUGGCCGCCUGCGCAUCGGAUACGUGAGCAGUGAUUUCGGCAACCAUCCAACGUCUCACCUGAUGCAAUCCAUUCCCGGUCUGCACGAUCGUUCGCGGGUUGAGAUCUUUUGCUACGCGCUCAGCUCCGACGACGGAACCACGUUCCGGGGGAAGAUAAGCCGCGAGUCGGAGCACUUCAUCGACCUGUCGCAGGUGCCGUGCAAUGGCAAGGCAGCCGAUCGCAUCCACGCCGACGGCAUUAACAUUCUCGUAAACAUGAACGGCUACACCAAGGGCGCGAGAAACGAAAUUUUUGCCCUUCGACCGGCCCCCGUGCAGGUUAUGUGGCUCGGUUACCCGGGAACGAGUGGCGCCUCGUUCAUGGACUACAUUAUCACCGAUCCCGUAACGUCGCCCCUCUCGCUCGAGGCACAGUACAGCGAGAAGUUGGCUUACAUGCCGCACACCUACUUCAUCGGUGACCAUCGGCAGAUGUUCCCGCACCUGAAGGAGCGCGUCAUCGUGAGCAACCGGGCGCAGAACGCUUCGCUUGCCGAUAACGUGGCCGUCAUCAAUGCGACCGAUCUGUCGCCGCUGGUCGAGAGCACCGAAGUGAAAACGGUGCGCGAGGUAGUGCAUUCCAACAAACCGGUGGAAAUUCAGCACAAAGUAGCGGAACUGCCGACGACGACACAGAUCGAAAAUAUGAUUGCCAGUGGCCAGGUGCAAACGUCGUUAAACGGAGUGGUGGUGCAGAAUGGGCUGGCAACGACCCAGACCAACAACAAGGCCGCAACCGGCGAAGAGGUCCCGCAAAACAUUGUGGUAACCACCCGCCAACAGUACGGUCUGCCGGAUGAUGCGAUCGUGUACUGCAACUUUAAUCAACUGUACAAGAUCGAUCCGCUGACGCUGCAAUCGUGGAUCUACAUACUGAAGCACGUGCCCAACUCUGUGCUGUGGCUGUUGCGCUUCCCUGCCGUCGGCGAGUCCAACAUUCAGGCCACCGCCCAACAGAUGGGCAUCCCGGCUGGGCGAAUUAUUUUCUCGAACGUUGCCGCAAAGGAGGAGCACGUCCGCCGGGGGCAGCUGGCCGACGUGUGCCUAGAUACGCCGCUCUGCAAUGGCCACACGACUUCGAUGGACGUGCUAUGGACGGGAACGCCGGUCGUAACGUUACCGGCAGAGACGCUUGCCUCAAGGGUGGCCGCAUCGCAGCUGGCGACACUAGGAUGCCCGGAACUGAUCGCCAAAUCGCGCCAAGAGUACCAGGACAUUGCGGUCAAGCUUGGCACCGAUCGCGAGUAUCUGAAAGCGAUUCGGGCACGUGUUUGGAUAGCGCGCUGCGAAAGCCCCCUGUUCGACUGCAAGCAGUACGCGCAAGGGCUGGAAGCCGUGUUCUACAAAAUGUGGGAACGGUUUGGGCGCGGCGAACGGCCCGAUCAUAUUUCGGCCAAACAAAAGUAAAACCCGCCCCCCACGACCCAAGCGGGAGAGGAUUUGGCGGAACACGGCGCCGACACUCAUGGUGCAGAGUUAGAGGCACAUGUGUUGCCCUCUCUUCUAACACCCUCGAUGGCUUUUAAUUCUUCUCUUUUCGGUUUUCACGUUUCGAAUAUACGCACGCACGCACGCACGACUGUUUGCGCAAACGUUUCAAUGGCGCCACGGGCUUCGGUGGUUUUAACGGAAUGGGUUUUGUUGCUAUUUUUGUAAGAUUUUUCCUAUGUUAGGACGUAUGUUUAGGGCGCUAGCUAGCAGAAGGGACUUGUUUUCUUUUCUUUUUUCACACAAAACCACAAAUCGCAAGCGGAGACGGGCGGUUAAUAAGUUCAAGUUAAUUUCAAUCAUUACAGCAUUUCUCUUACAAUUGAAACGUGCGGACACAUAGCGAAAGUAUCGGUCCGAUUAGAUUGCUACGUUUUCUUCAUUAGAUAAAACUGUGUGUACAUACCGCUAGAUGAAGUUUCAUCAACAAUAAAUUUAUAGGACAUUCGACUUCCCAGUUCUUUGUUUCGUGACCACACUUGAUUAGCUACACACAAAAUGUUUUGGGCUGCCAAGGAAGAAGUGUGUGAUGUCGUGCGUAAGGAAACGGUUUUUUCAAAACACGUUCUUGCUAUUAAUGCGGAUUUUUUAUAGUGUACAUACUUUUCUUUGUCGUAACAUAACUAAGGAUGAAUUAUAAUCCGCAGAUUGGAACCAUCGUAGGAUGGUGGUCAGUAGUACACCUUCCAUAAUUGACACAGGCGGACGGACAUGUAACUUUUAAGGCAUUUCGAAUGUAUGUUACUAUAGAAAAAAAAACAGAAACACGUUUAC